AUGGAUUGGUUGAUGGCAAAUAAUGCCACCUUAGACUGUGCUAGGAAGAUAGUUUUGUUAUCGGUACAUACUGCACAAGCUAAUAUUUCUAGCGAGUCUAAGUUCUUAUCAGUAGUGCAAGCAGAGAAACUGGUGCAACAAGGAUGUAUGGCUUAUAUAGUUUUCUUCUCAGUGCAUAGGGUCUAUGAUGGAAGUAUUUAUAAGAUUGGGGUAGCGAAUGAAUUCCUUAAGGUAUUUACGGAUGAUAUGUCUGGUUUGCCUCCAGAAAGGAAAGUGGAAUUCAUAAUAGACCUAGUGCCAGGAAUUGAACCAAUCUUAAAGGCACCAUAUCAGAUGUCACCAACUGAGUUAGCUGAGUUGAAGAAGAAGAUAGAGGAGUUACUUGUAAAGGGGUUUAUUAGACCCAGUAUGUCACCUUGGAGAUCACCUGUACUAUUUGUUAAGAAGAAGGACAGUAGCUUACAGCUCUAUAUUGAUUAUUGA
This is a messenger RNA of Prosopis cineraria, 483 nucleotides long. RefSeq lists its product as uncharacterized. The record is from RefSeq and is a predicted model, not a curated record. NCBI's taxonomy places the organism in Eukaryota, Viridiplantae, Streptophyta, Magnoliopsida, Fabales, Fabaceae. The transcript has a single exon. Bases 1 to 483 code for a protein of 160 amino acids.